Messenger RNA from Diabrotica balteata, 447 nucleotides. Lineage: Eukaryota; Metazoa; Arthropoda; Insecta; Coleoptera; Chrysomelidae. The record is from the annotation of a GenBank genome assembly.
AUGUGGCUUCCGGUGUCGACUAUAGCUGCUAUAUGUGUCUUUAUUGAUGCUACCGAAGGAAGCGGAACGGAGAAUGACCUAGAUGUAGUCUUCAGGGAGAGGACUCACUCCGAUUGGAAAAACGCCUGGCAUCAAGAAAAAUUCUCCAGAUGUAGGGACACUCUCAUAAAACAUCUCUAUUGGGCUUGCGAGAAAGAUAUCUACAAGUUGACUAGAAGAAGCGAUCCCAGCCUAAAUAAAAUUGAAGAAUACGAUGAUAAUAACGAACUUGAAUUUCCUUGGAAAUCACGGCAAGACGCAAAGCGGCUAUUAAGAUUUCGUAGAAGUUUUGAGCGUAGAUCAGGCUCAUCCAUAACUCAUGAAUGCUGCAAGUCUUCGGGAUGUACAUGGGAAGAAUAUGCCGAAUAUUGUCCAACUAACAAACGGUACACCACAUAUGUCAAAUAA